AUGAACAACGCGGUGUACGGGAAGACAAUGGAAAACGUGCGCGAGCACGUUGACGUGCGUCUUGUGACGCGUUGGAAGGGAAGGUACGGAGCGGAAGCGCUAAUUUCAAGACCGAAUUUCCACAGUAGAAGCAUUUUCUCCGAGGAUCUGAUGGCCGUUGAGUUACGGAAACUGGAGGUAAAGCUCGUGAAACCAAUCUACGUUGGCAUGGCCAUUCUGGAGAUAUCAAAAACGCGAUUAUACGAUUUUCAUUAUGAUUAUAUGGUGCCCUUGUAUCGCGGUGUGUGUAAGGUAAUGUAUACAGAUACGGACAGUCUGAUUUAUUUCGUCGAAUGUGACGAUAUUUAUGAGGACAUGAAACGCUCCAUUGAAAGAUUCAACACGAGCGACUAUGCCGAGAACAACGCGUACGGUAUGCCGCGCGCGAACAAGAGCGUUCCGGGUCUGAUGAAGGAUGAGAAUCGUGGCGCGAUUAUGAUAGAAUUCGUAGGUUUGAGAGCGAAGAUGUAUGCCGUGAGAGUGCUCGGAAUGAGCGACACGAAAAAGAUAAAGGGUGUAAAGAGAAACGUAGUCGAGAGAACGAUAACGUUCGAUGAUUUCAUGCAAUGUUUGCGCGAUAUGACGGAGCAGUCGAGAUCGCAAUUCUGCGUGCGGUCGAGACUGCAUGAGGUGUACACCGUUUCCGAAACGAAACUCGCUCUCAGUCCUCACGACGUCAUGCUCGAAUCCUACGAUACUUUGCCUUGGGGACAUUACAGGGUGCCAUAA
Molecule: messenger RNA, 768 nt
Organism: Vollenhovia emeryi
Lineage: Eukaryota; Metazoa; Arthropoda; Insecta; Hymenoptera; Formicidae
Exons: 1
Coding region: 1-768 (255 amino acids)
Source: RefSeq, a predicted model, not a curated record